This is a messenger RNA of Guyanagaster necrorhizus, 3067 nucleotides long. RefSeq names its product Utp14-domain-containing protein. Gene Ontology annotation, biological process: rRNA processing. The transcript is spliced from 9 exons. The record is from RefSeq and is a predicted model, not a curated record. Gene Ontology annotation, cellular component: small-subunit processome; nucleolus. Lineage: Eukaryota; Fungi; Basidiomycota; Agaricomycetes; Agaricales; Physalacriaceae. Bases 23 to 2968 code for a protein of 981 amino acids.
ACCGUCAUUUUUUUCUACCAUCAUGGCAAGGUUGGCUCAAGCAUCUAGGCGCCCUAACACGACAACAAAAAAACCUCAUAAAAAUGUCCACUCCAAAGCAAAAUUUAAUGCUGCAGGAUAUGCUAAACGCCAGGCCCGCAAAGUGAAGGAGGCUGCCCCAUCUGAAGACGUGUACGAAUAUGUACCAGAUACUGUUCGGCGGUCGAAGGUUAAGCUCGAUUUGGACAAAGACGAGGAUUUCGGUGGAAUACCGGACGGCGAUGACGAGAGAGAGCAGCUUCGUGCGCGACUUAUUGGCGAGAAUGAGGACGACGAGAUGAUUGACAGUGAAGAUGACGAGGACAUUAACAGUGAUGCCGCAUUUGAGGAGAGUGAUGAGGACAGGUUUGCAGGGUUCUUCUCGAGAAAGAAGAAGGGUGAAGUAAAGACCAAGGCGAAGCCUUCUGUACGAUUCACGGACGUAGAUUUAAAUGAGGAUGUGGACGAGGACAUGGGCGGGGACGGGAAGGAAAAGGACGGGAGCGACGUGGAGGAAGAUGAAGAGGGUGAAGAUGACGAGUUCAUUGACGUCCUCGACAUGCUAGACGGUAGGGGCGAAACAGACAACGGUACUGACACCGAGGCGCAACUAUCUUCAUCUAAAACGGCGAUGCCAUCGACUCCUUCUCGUGCACAUGAGAAUGUGGAAGGAGGAGGUAAUGACGAAGAGGAGAAGGAAGACGAAGAAGACGAAGAAGAUCCUUUCACUCCUUCAGACGAGGACGAAGCAGCCCCGGAGGCCUUGGAGAACCUUCAAAACUUCGUUUCUACUCUGGACACCUCAUUAAAAAAGCGCAAACCUUCUGCUGAGGACCUGCCUGUCGAUGCGCCACCGCGAAAGCGUCGUAUUCUGAAGGAACGGACGGAAGCAGGUGAAGAAAACGAGUUUCGCACACAUGGAACAGGAUCCAAACUCAAUUUGGAUGACCUUUUGGCACCCCUUGCGUCGCAGCCCGACAUACUUCUUUCUUUGAAAAAAUCGGCCAAGAUCCUCAACCCCUCAUCAUCAUCCAAAAUACGUACAUUGUCAGCACCACUUCCGCAAAGAGCACAGGAACGCUUGGAUCGAGAAGCAGCCUACGAGAAGACUAAGGAAGAAGUCGAUAAGUGGAGCGCGACUAUGAAACAAAUUCAAGAGGCUGAACAUCUCAGUUUCCCCCUUCAAGCUAAACCAGAGGGACGGGUUUCAGCACUAGAGCUGGCUGCAAAAUUUCAGCCUAUCACCGCUCUCGAAAGUUCUGUCGACGCGCUUCUCAAGACCGCUAAAUUGCGCGAUGAGGACAUCCACGAGACGGAAGAGGGAAUGUUGAAGAUGAACAAUCUCUCAGUCGAAGAAGUCACUCGGCGGCGUGCCGAGCUGCGAAAGACGCGUGAAUUGAUGUUCCGUGCUGAGAUCAAAGCCAAAAGGGUAGCGAAAAUCAAAAGCAAGACCUAUCGGAAGAUAAAACGGAAAGAGAAAGAGCGUUUGGGUGAGAAAAUUAAUGAGGGAGGCAGUGAUGAAGAAGUUGCAAUGCAGAAGGAGAUGGAUCGGGCCCGGGAGAGAGCUACGUUGAGGCACAAAAAUACUGGCAAAUGGGCUAGACAGAUGAGAGGGAAGGAGAGCUGGGAUGAAGAGGGCCGGAAAGGAAUCGAAGAAAUGCUGGAUCGGGGAGAGCGGCUGCGGCGAAGAAUCGCGGGGAAAGGCAGUGACGAGAGCGACGAUGAUAGUGAUGACGAGGAGAGUGCCGAUAGUCCAGAGGAUAUCCGGCAACAUGCCUUUGAUGAGUUGGCUCGACUGGAUAAGGACGAUGGGGAACUGUCGCAGGAAAAAAGUAAAGGGAAGGGCGUAUUUGAGAUGAAGUUCAUGAAAGACGCCAUGGCGCGGCAACAGAACGAAACCAACAAAAUCGUGGACGAUUUUGUCAAGGAAUUGGGAGGUGGAGGUGAGGAGGGGCGGAGUGAUAACGAAGGAGGCAAGGACCCUUCAAGCGGUGUCGUAGUCUCCCGGACAGGUGGUCGGGUAACCUAUCGGCCUGGAGCACCGACACCUCAGCCUCCGACCAAGACCUCGAAACCUUCAACAGUUCCAUCGAUAAUGGUGGCCGAGACGGAAGUCGAGAACCCUGAGCUAACGUCGUCAGUACCAGCACCAGCUUCUGAUGCGACUAUCGAACCGUCCAAAGCCAUGGAGGAGUCUAAUCCCUGGCUUGCCGCCGGUUCAUCCAGCUCCAAAGUGUCCCGAAAGAAAAAUGAGGUCGUCGUGGACAAGAACAGCAAUCUCACUGAGAAAUCCAAGAACAAGCUCAAGAAGAAGGCCAAAAAGACCGAGAAAGAGAAAGCUAUGGUACAAGAUGAUGCUGUGGUGGAAAUCUCCGUCGAGAAUGUCUUGACGUUGGGCAAGGUUGUGGACGAUGGCGAUGAUGAUUCGGACGGCAACAGUGAAGUUGAGACACAGGAGAAGAUGCUAGAGACGAAGAACAAGAAGGGCAAGAAUGUCGUUUUUGAACAGCGGGACCUCGUGAAAAUGGCGUUUGCUGGCGAUAAUGUCGUUAAGGAAUUCGAAGAACUUAAACGUCGCGAAAUAGAGGCUGAUGCGCCAAAAGAAGUCGACACUACUCUUCCUGGCUGGGGCUCCUGGGGCGGUGCCGGAACGCGCAAAGCUCCUCCAAAGCCAUCACUCAUCAAAAAGGUCGCCGGUGUGAAUGCCGCCAAUCGUGCAGAUCGUGGUAAAGGGCACGUCAUCAUCUCAGAGAAACGCGAUAAGAAAGCGGCCAAGUACCUUGUCAAGGAUCUGCCAUAUCCGUAUACGAGCAAAGCACAGUUCGAGAGGGGUAUGGAACAACCGCUGGGUGUUGAGUGGAAUACGCGGGUUGGGUUCCAGAAGGCGACGUUGCCCAGGGUUGUUAAAAAGAUGGGCACCGUUAUAGAUCCGUUGCAGAAGAUUUUUUAGUGUAGCAAAAUGCGAAACAGAUAUGAUACAGAUGUGCCAUGCAAAGAUGAUAUAUAAUGCUUAAAAUGCAGGAAUUUCGAAGGUGUCUGAUUAGCAAGU